UGAGUCGUCGGGUUGAGGAGGAGUGCGGUUGGAGUGCGAGAGGGUCGCGGCCGCGAUGAUCUGACAGAUGAAAUAGCGAGAAAAAGAAAGAGAAGGCGGGCGUCCUCCCACACAAAACAAUGUUUCCCAAAGGCAAAGGCACCCCGGUGCCGUCGGACAGCCAAGCACGAGAAAAGUUAGCUCUGUAUGUCUAUGAGUAUUUGUUGCACAUAGGAGCUCAGAAGUCUGCACAGACCUUUUUAUCAGAGAUCCGAUGGGAGAAAAACAUCACACUCGGCGAACCCCCUGGAUUCUUACAUUCUUGGUGGUGUGUAUUCUGGGACUUGUAUUGUGCUGCACCAGAGAGGAGAGACACAUGUGACCACUCCAGCGAAGCAAAAGCCUUCCAUGAUUAUAGUGCAGCAGCAGCCCCCAGUCCUGUGAUGGGAGGGAUGCCCGCUGGUGACGGAAUGCCAGGAGGACCCAUGCCACCCGGCUUUUUCCAGGGUCCUCCUGGUCCCCAGGGCUCUCCUCACCCUCAGCCUCCUCCCCCUAACAGUAUGAUGGGACCUCACAGUCAGUCAUUCAUGUCGCCUCGUUUCGCUGGAGGUCCAAGAGGUCCCCCCAUCAGGAUGUCUAACCAGCCCCCAGGUGGAGGACCAGGACCUCAUCCCAUGCUGACCAACAUGGACCCGACACGACCACAAGGCCAUCCUAACUUGGGGCCAAUGCAGAGAAUGAGCGGCCCUAGAGGCAUGGGACCAAUGGGCCCCGGCCCUCAGAAUUUUGGUGGUGGAAUGAGACCUCCACACAAUACCAUGGGUCCUGGUAUGCCAGGAGUAAACAUGGGACCAGGAACUGGUCGACCAUGGCCAAAUCCUAACAACGCCAACUCUAUGCCUUACUCAUCACCAUCUCCUGGUGCAUACGGGGGUGCUUCAGGAGGUGGGGGGCCCCCAGGAACCCCCAUCAUGCCAAGCCCUGCAGACUCAAACAACUCGGGUGACAAUUUGUACACCAUGAUUAACACUGGACCUGGCAACAGAAAUAAUUUUCCGAUGGGCCCCGGCUCUGACGGACCCCUGGGAGCCAUGGCUGGGAUGGAGCCUCACCACAUGAACGGGUCACUAGGCUCGGGGGAUAUGGAUGGAAUGAACAAGAAUUCUCCAAACAAUUUAAGUGGCAUUAGCAAUCCGCCGGGGACUCCAAGGGAUGACGGGGAGCUGAGUGGAAACUUCCUUCACUCCUUUCAGAGCGAGAAUUACUCUCCAACCAUGACGAUGAGCGUGUGACCCCUCUCCACCCCACCCGACAUUAUUUGCCAUCAUUCCGAGGAUCUGAACUUACUACAGGACACGGCCAAACACAUCAGCACCGAAUCAGGGACAGGCGCCAUUAUGGUUCCACUCUAUUGCCAGAACGCUGAUCAGAGGAAAAACAAACGGCUGGCAACUUCUGCUCCUUGCUCAAAAUGAAGGACAAUUUUCUCCAUUUAUCCGAAAACCCCAGAGUGUGACAAAAACCAGCUACUGAAAAUGCAUUCAAGACACGUUUAUGUUCUUUCCUUCCUUCUUCCCCCCUCAACCCUAGAGCAAAGAGAAAAAAUGGUUGAAGUUUACCUCUCGUACUUUUUAAUUAUUGCUUUGUGUUGCAAGAUGUGCAGGAUUUGUCUCUGCUUCUGUCACUUAAAACACUGGAGAGUGUGUAUAUGCAUUGUGAGCUUGGAAAGUCUUUGUCUUGUCAUUUUACUUCUCGCCAUGCGUACUGUGUCACAAAAGUCAGUUGACAUAAGACUCAGAUUUUUGCCUUUUACUCUGUGGCCACCUUUCUGAAUAAUGUACCAUUGUUCCCAUUGCCCACCCUUCUAUUUAAAGAGGUCUGUAAGGGGAAAAGACUUGAAAGAGUACGGCUUCUCUUGUGAUGACCAUGAUCAAAACUCCCCGUGCUAUUUUUGACAGCAAUGUGAGUCUGCGCUCUUUGUUGUAAUUGAAACAGCUCUGUUGCUGUUGCGUUCUGUUAAGGGACACCCGAAGAAGUGAGUGCAUGAACGCUGAGAAUCUGUGUACAACAUACUACCUAGUGCUGCUCUUCUCUAUGUGGACACCUGCUUUAAGAUGUGGUGUAUAUCUCUUUACCUGUCUUUGCUUAACACUCUGUGCUCUUCAUCAUCGUAGCCUUCUGUGUUUUUUCCACAUCGUUUCAUUAUUAUGAUGAAAACAGCUAUGAACGAACUGCCCAUUUUAAUCUCUCCUACAUACUCGUUGUUCAUACUUCUCUCCUGUAUUCUUGGUCGCCCCCUUGGCCCCGGCCCCUCUUGCCCCAAACAUUUUUUUUUAUAUUUUGAUACAAUCUUUGACUACAUAUAUUGCCCCAGUUAUUCAGAGUUAGUCAAAGCUUUCUAAACUGAUUCUAGUAGGCAUCAUUAUAAACUUAGCGGCAGUCUUGUAAUGUGAUGAAAAUUUUUUUGUUUCUUUUGUUUUCUCCUGUGAACAUUAUGCAUUAUACACAUCUGUCCUAUGUUGCCUUUAUUUGCUGAUAUUUUUUUAUUUCAAAUUGAGGAAAGAUUGCUUGUUAAUAUAAUUUUACAAUAACUUAAACUCCUGUCUUGUUUGUUUUAUUCAGAUCAGAUUUCAGGAUAAUCUUCAAAAAUCUAUGCUCACAAAAGCUCAUUGUUACACCAUGAGACCAGCACAUUUGAAUGGAUCAGCAUCAUUAAAACAACAAUCAUUUAGAGCUCUCAACGUUGAGCCAGGGGGUGCUGUGGUCCACAAAGACACCAACAAAAGGAAAUCCUCUUUUUGGCAGGGAACCCUCGGCGGGUCAGCCUGACCUUCUGGGCAGAAACGAGGGUGAG
Molecule: messenger RNA, 2833 nt
Organism: Cheilinus undulatus (humphead wrasse)
Lineage: Eukaryota; Metazoa; Chordata; Actinopteri; Labriformes; Labridae
Gene: ssbp3b
Product: single stranded DNA binding protein 3b
Exons: 18
Coding region: 120-1271 (383 amino acids)
Biological process (GO): positive regulation of transcription by RNA polymerase II
Cellular component (GO): nucleus
Molecular function (GO): protein binding; single-stranded DNA binding
Source: RefSeq, a predicted model, not a curated record